Nomascus leucogenys (northern white-cheeked gibbon) is the source of this 1004-nucleotide messenger RNA. It is a transcript of the gene CENPM, whose product is annotated as centromere protein M. The record is from RefSeq and is a predicted model, not a curated record. NCBI's taxonomy places the organism in Eukaryota, Metazoa, Chordata, Mammalia, Primates, Hylobatidae.
UUUAAGAGGCCCCGUCCGGCCCCGCGAAGCCCCGCCUAUAAGGAGGCACGUGCCCGCAGGCCGCGCUCUAGGGGCUGGACUCCGGGCGGUUUGAAAGAUCGGCGCGCACCGCAGGAGCAGCUGUUGGUCUUGCGGCUGUGAUGUCGGUGUUGAGGCCGCUGGACAAGCUGCCCUGCCUGAACACGGCCACCAUCUUGCUGGUGGGCACGGAGGAUGCUCUUCUGCAGCAGCUGGCGGACUCGAUGCUCAAGGAGGACUGCGCCUCCGAGCUGAAGGUCCACUUGGCAAAGUGCCUCCCUUUGCCCUCCAGUGUGAAUCGACCCCGAAUUGACCUGAUCGUGUUUGUGGUUAAUCUUCACAGCAAAUACAGCCUCCAGAACACGGAGGAGUCCCUGCGCCAUGUGGAUGCCAGCUUCUUCUUGGGGAAGUCGUGUUUCCUCGCCACAGGUGCUGGGCGGGAGAGCCACUGCAGCAUUCACCGGCACACCGUGGUGAAGCUGGCCCACACCUAUCAAAGCCCCCUGCUCUACUGUGACCUGGAGGUGGAAGGUUUUCGGGCCACCAUGGCGCAGCGCCUGGUGCGCGUGCUGCAGAUCUGCGCUGGCCAUGUGCCCGGUGUCUCAGCUCUGAACCUGCUGUCCCUGCUGAGAAGCUCUGAGGGCCCCUCCCUGGAGGACCUGUGAGGGCGGCUGGCCCCUGGGCUGCCCCUCCUCAUGGCUUCGUGCUGACUCCAUAAACAUUCUCUAUUGAGGAUGUCCAGUCAGGGCUUGACAAGCCCAGGCUCAGUCCCCAGUGGGUGGGAAGGUUCCCUGCAGUGCCUGUGCUGCAGCAGGGAGAGCUGGGCAGAAGCAGCAAGGGGGCCCAGCGAGUGAGACUGUAGCCCCCUCCCACUCCCACACUCACUCUUGCAGAGCCUCAUGUCUUUAAGCAGCUGGCGUGUUACAUCUCCAUUUAAGGUUUCCUUUGAACAAAAGGUCUGUGGCUAAAAAAAGUUUAAAAAUCAC